CUCUUCAGAAGCAACACUGCUUCGUCAUAAUAAAAAGGCGCGUAAAUAUUUAAUUUGCGAAGCAUCAUUUUCAUUCAUUCCCAAUCGUUUUGAAUGAAAGGUUGUAUAAAGCGAUGCCACGGAAAAGAGGCGCAACUGGCAAGGAAUCUUCCUCGGCUGCUAAAAAAUCAAAAACCGAGCCAGAAGAACUGAAAGAAAACUGUCCAGUUCUCUACAUAGAAUGCUGCCGUUCCUGAUCAGUAUUUAGAAGGCGGGCAGAGGCACUGCACCGCGAAAUCUUAAAUUUGUUAAUAGCAUUUAAACCUAAAAUAGAAUUACAAUUAUCCAUAAAUUUCGAUGGUCCACCUAGGCGAGGAGCAUUUGAGGUGGCCAUAUGCGAAACACCCUCCAGUGAGAUUGAACAACGCAAUCUUAUAUGGACGGGCAUUAAACGUACUCCAAGAGCCCAAAAGUUUCCUGAAGCCAGUGAAAUGGUUGAGCAUAUUACAAAAUAUCUUAAAUUAACUUCCGAUGAUGACUACAAAGUCAAGAAAGAGGAGCAGGAGAAUGAUGAGAAAGUAGAAACUAAAGACAUAAGCAAAGUCAAAGAUGAAAAACCCAUCAAAUCAAAGGGAAAAUCUGUGGCUAAAGGUGAGUCUAAUUCUCCCAACUCCUCCCCAGAAGAUAAUGAAGAGAAGCCUAAGGCCGCAGAAAGCUCAACUUCAGCGAAAUCAUCAAAACGCGGAAGAUUUAAAAAGAAAUAAAAUCAAGCAUUUGCUAUACUCUUCAAAUUCGAUCUAUGAGAAUUUUGUCAUGUUUUAGCACUUAUGACUUUGAUAGUGGUAAAACCUUCAUAGGAGCCCUAUUAAAUGAACUUUUUUUGCUGUCUGGCAAAGCGAUCAUAGAGAGGUUUGUGGAGCAUACAACACUUGAAUAAUUUCUUAAGAAUUAUAAUAAAAUGUUAAGCUAGAAUAGCAUUUAUUGAAAAAAA
Molecule: messenger RNA, 970 nt
Organism: Musca domestica (house fly)
Lineage: Eukaryota; Metazoa; Arthropoda; Insecta; Diptera; Muscidae
Product: selenoprotein BthD
Exons: 2
Cellular component (GO): Golgi apparatus
Source: RefSeq, a predicted model, not a curated record